AUGACGUCAUUCAACGUUAUCUACAGUUUUAUGGAUCAGUAUGAGGGAAGCCAUCAAUCUAAUGAGCUGGCUUCGCGGUUGGAGAAGUUAGAGCCUCUGUGGGAGAAGAUAAACGAAGCUAUUUCGGAGGCUGAGCUGGUCGAUAGUGAAGAGGGGGCGGUAGGCGAGAGGUAUGUAAAGGAUCGUGUGGAGUUUCAGAAUAAAUUUUACAUUUUGAAGGGAUUCUUGGUUUCUAAACUUCUGGACAACCCUGAACAAAAUGCAGCCUUGCAUACGUCUCAGGUUUUAGAGUCCACCCUUGCACCCCCACACCCACAUGUGAAAUUACCGCUGAUUAGUCUACCGAAGUUUUCUGGUAAUGUGGAGGAGUGGCUAGCAUUUAGAGAUUUGUUCGUUUCACUUAUUCAUUUCUCAACGGAGUUGCCAGAUAUCGAAAAAUUUCACUAUCUUCGAAGUCAGUUGGAAGGUGAAGCUUUAGCAGUGAUUGCUUCAUUGCCAUUAACACAAGCGAAUUAUACUGUGGCAUGGGAGUUGUUGGUUAAGCGAUUUUCAAACAGCAAGUGUUUGAAAAAGAAACAGGUGCAAGCGCUCUUCGAUCACUCAAGUAUGAGAAAAGAGUCGGCUGCAGAAUUACAUAAGUUGGUUGAGGGUUUCGAAAAGGCAACCAAAAUAUUGGACCAGGUUGUCCAACCAGCGGAUUACAGAGAUCUGCUGUUGAUUCAUCUGUUAAGUUCACGACUGGACGAUAAAACGCGUCGUAGCUGGGAGGAACAUUCAUCGACGCUGGAGGAGGAGAGCUUUAAGGACAUGAUGGAAUUUUUACUUCGCCGCAUUCGAGUGCUAGAAUCUUUACCAAACAAACAAGCAGUAGCAGAUUUACCACCAACAAUGGUUCGGAAGUUUCAGCCAUCUAAGAUAGCUAGUAACGGGUUAUCUCAAGCCAAUCAUUAUAAGUGCAUAUCCUGUUCAACCUCUCAUCCACUUCACACAUGUCCGGUUUUCGAUAGGUUAUCCGUGGGCGAGAGAGAACGUUUAUUACGUCAGUAUUUUUUAUGCAGGAAUUGUUUUCGGAAGGGGCAUAUGGCAAGGGAAUGUACAUCCAAAUUCUCUUGUCGACGAUGUAAGGAAAGGCAUCAUACGCUAGUCUGCUACAAAUCAGAAAAAGGAAACACGGAGCAGGAAGCUAACUCUAAUUGCAAGGAUACGAAGUCGGAGUCACAAACAACAACCAAACGCGUAGCUACGGCCUUAGCUACGGAUGGUCAAACCGUGAGCAGUAACGUUGGCAGGUCAGGUUCCCAAAUACUUUUAGCUACUGCGGUAGUACGAGUAAUUGAUGAUUAUGGUCAUGAGGUUUUCGCUAGAGCACUGCUAGAUUCGGGUUCUGAGUGCAAUAUUAUCUCUACUAAACUUUCACAAAAAUUACACGUGAAGAGAUUCAAGACGGAAAUGCAAAUAUCUGGUGUUGGCCAGCAGCCGGCAAAAACACGUGAGAAACUUGUGGCAACAGUGAGGUCCAGGGUUAACGAUUACGCCCAGUGUAUGGAAUUUCUGGUCUUGGCGAAACUAACAGAGGAUUUGCCAACGUCUGUUGUUAAAGGUGGAUGGGAUAUACCGAUGGGAGUUGAGUUGGCGGAUCCCGAAUUUUUUAAAACGAAUACCAUCGAUUUGUUACUUGGUGGUGAAUUUUUCUUUGACUUUUUCCCAAUGAAGCAAAGAGUAUCCCUAGGAAAGGAAAUGCCCAUGCUCGUGGAAUCCGUUUUUGGUUGGUUGGUUACCGGACGUUGUGGUUGGAGCCAGGUGGCAGCCACGACUAUUUGUCAGCUUUCAGUUGUUCCGGACACAAUGGAGCAGCUGAUAAGCAAGUUCUGGGAAUGCGAAGAAGGUCAUUCACCCUCAAACUAUUCGGUGGAAGAGACACGAUGCGAGCAGUAUUUUGUGGAGACAGUCAAGAGAGAAAAGGAUGGUCGUUACACGGUUGCGUUGCCAAAAUCCUACGAUUAUUUGACUCAACUUGGCGAGUCUAGAUCAACAGCUCUUAGACGUUUGAUGCUACUGGAAAGGAGACUUACGCGAGAUGAAACACUGAGAGAGGAAUACCAUUCUUUUAUGAAGGAGUACAUGGAUCGAGGACACAUGAGGAAAAUACAGAUCAACCCUGAUGAAACUACUGCGAGCUAUUAUCUCCCUCACCAUCCCGUUGUGAAGGAAACGAGCACUACAACCCGCGUUAGAGUGGUCUUUGACGCAUCCAGUAAGACGUCCACCGGUACAUCUUUAAACGAUGUUUUAUCAAACGGCCCCACCAUACAGGAUGACCUCCGCUCGAUUAUUUUGCGAAGUCGACUGUAUCCCAUUGUUUUAAUAGCGGACGUCGAGAAGAUGUUUCGGCAGAUUAAGAUGGAUGCUAAUGAUUUACCGUUACAACGGAUCCUUUGGCGAUUUUCUCCGGAACAACCAAUAGAUACAUACGAGCUUCUUACCGUUACCUAUGGCACAAAACCUGCGCCAUUCUUGGCCACUCGUACUUUGAAGCAGUUAUCACUGGAUGAAGCUGUUAGUUUUCCACUUGCAGCUGAGAGAAUGGCCAAGGACGUUUAUAUAGAUGACGUUAUAACUGGCGCGAAAGAUGUACAACAGGCAAGGAUUAUUCGAACCGAGCUGGACGACAUGUUGAUGAAAGGAGGUUUUCGCUUACGUAAAUGGGUCUCUAACAACACCGAGGCGCUUAUUGGAAUCGCCGAGGAAAACUUGGCACUGCCUAGGGGAGCAAGUAUCGACCUCGAUGGAGAACGCACGGUGAAAACUCUUGGGCUAGUGUGGGAACCAGAAUCGGACAAAUUCAGGUUCAAUAUUUCCUACGUGAAAAUACCGGAUACGGAAUUAACUAAACGGAAAGUCUUGUCAUGCAUUGCGAAGGUGUUUUACCCCUUAGGAUUGGUCGGCCCAGUAGUUACGAAAGCCAAACGGUUUAUGCAGCAAAUCUGGCAACUGAAGGAUAGAGAAGGCAUUCCUCUAGGUUGGGACGAUCUAUUGCCUUUUGACUUUGUAUCCCAUUGGAAAAUAUUUUAUCAACAAUUACCUAAACUGGAUGAGAUUCGCAUUCACCGAUAUGUAUCUCGUUCGGAUGCAACAUUGUUCCAGUUGCACACCUUUUGCGAUGCCUCGGAGAAGGCUUACGGAGCCUGUAUAUAUUUGCGGUCUCAGAAUAGUGAAAACCAGGUCAAAGUAGCUCUUCUUUCGUCUAGAUCUCGAGUCGCACCACUGGAACGCCAAACAAUUCCCCGGUUAGAACUAUGCGGAGCACGCCUAGCAACAGAAUUGCAUCGAAAGGUUAUCGGAUCGCUAGCUAUCAGCUGUGAAUCAUUUUUUUGGACGGAUUCGAAAACGGUGCUGCAGUGGUUAGCCCAGCCACCAAAUACAUGGACGACAUUCGUUGCACAUAGAGUUUCCUUUAUUCAGCAUAACACCCAAAACUGCCAUUGGAACCACGUACCAGGAAUACAAAAUCCAUCUGGCAUGGACCAACCUGGUUAG
This is a messenger RNA of Wyeomyia smithii (pitcher-plant mosquito), 3537 nucleotides long. RefSeq lists its product as uncharacterized. Bases 1 to 3537 code for a protein of 1178 amino acids. Gene Ontology annotation, molecular function: zinc ion binding; nucleic acid binding. NCBI's taxonomy places the organism in Eukaryota, Metazoa, Arthropoda, Insecta, Diptera, Culicidae. The transcript has a single exon. The record is from RefSeq and is a predicted model, not a curated record.